AGUGCUCACGAACUCCUUGGACUCUUCAGACAAGACCUCGCUCAAAGUAGUAAACCGAAGUAUCGAUAGUGGACAAGUCGCGUUUUUUGAGCUUCCACGUGGGGAUCGUCGUGCGGCACGUGUGACAAGUUUGUAGUUUUGUUGUUGAUUUUGGGCUUGUGUUGAUGUGUGAAGUUCAGUGCGGUGAUUGUGGCUGAAGGUAAACAAAUUACACCUUGUGGAGUUAGAAGAGUGAUAAUGGUGCAAGCAGAGUUGAACAGAGAAGAAGCAACUUCAUACGACGAACGUAUUGCUGGUGCGAAGCAUUGAGUAAUUCUACAGCUGAAGAGUGAGCUGGCUGACCUGUAACUUGGUCACAGAGAUUAAUUGGCUGGAAGCGCGGUGUGCUGCGGCGAAGGAUGACCUAAAGGCCUCUUCCGUUUGGCUCUUCCCCACCUCUCUCCUCCCCCCCUUGAUCACACCUCGCGCGGCAAAAUGUCCCCCUUCGUCCGGUGCCCGUGGAAACUGACCCUGGUAGUGUUCCUGAUGGUCGCCAGCUGCUGCAGCCAGGUCAACGACAACAGCCUGAAUCCCCUCGCGGCGUCCGAAUCUUCUCACAAACCGCUUAUUCGACACACACGUGCGCUUGGCUUCUUCCAGAAGAUCGCCACCAUGGGCCGCCUGUUCUACCAGCAGUACAACGACACCACGUGGACGCUGAAGAACGUGUACGACAUCCUGAGCAACGAGUUCACCGACACGUUCACCACCACCACGCCAAAUCCCCUGCUGCCAACCACAACGGCCGAUCCGUCCACAAGCACCACGGCCAAGUACCGCAUCUCCAGGGCCGAGCUGGGCGUAAUCCUGAACCGGAACUACCGAGGACUGCAGAAGCUUUUCCGCACCGAGUGGAAUGACGCCUGGAAUCAAACCAAAUACAACGUCGACUUCUACAAGCAGGAGCUGAAGAACUCCGCCUUCCCGAAGAUCACCAGGAAUACGACGACGACCACGGUCAAGCCCUGAGACUCCGCGAAAGGUUCCGCGUUAUUUGAGGUUAUGUGUUCCACAGUUUACCUUCUUUUGUUUGUAGCGAAAAAAAAAUCUGGAUGAGACUAUAAGUACCUAAGUUGAGGGGAUUUCUCUGUGAUAGCAACGAAACUUACUUAUUUUGUGCUUUUUUGUGUAACACGUUAAGGUUUUAGGAGUUAGAGAAGACACUUUUGCUCAGUUUAAUAACCAUCCUUGUACAGAUUCGGUAAGGUUUAGCAAGACUUUGAACGGUGAACUCUUUUGCCACGAUUGAUGGAACUAACGGAUACAGUGUGCACUGUUAGUCCCCUCAACGAGUUCACCAAUUAGUGUUAGUCAAUGUCGAAUAAUCUUAGCUGUGCAAAGACUUUCGAAAAGUGCCAAUAAAAACAACUUGAUUUACUGCA
Culex pipiens pallens (northern house mosquito) is the source of this 1421-nucleotide messenger RNA. RefSeq lists its product as uncharacterized. Lineage: Eukaryota; Metazoa; Arthropoda; Insecta; Diptera; Culicidae. The transcript has 5 exons. Bases 475 to 1008 code for a protein of 177 amino acids. The record is from RefSeq and is a predicted model, not a curated record.